ACGAGGAAAAAAAAAAAAACGGAGCCGAAAUUUCAACCCAGGCCUCACUGCCUGGGUAAUAAUAUUAUGGCCCGUCUAGAUCGCUUUUUACGUCCGAGAGAAAUUUUGAUCUGUGAAGAUUGCUAAUAUGACUAUUAUUUUCUUGUAAUCGACCGGAAAUUAUUCAUAGGUUGACAGCCUUUUGUCAAUUAAGAAAUUUUAAGUGGUUGCGAAUAACCAAUUUACAAAACAGUACCUCCCUUAAUAAUAGAAACCCUUGCUAUAAAUUGCUCUGUGUACCUAAGUUAGUUACGUCUUUCUGUGAUCUUCCGAGAAAUUAAAACAGUUUUGUUUUGCCAAAUUAAAAUCAUGAAUCAAUGACUCAAUGACUGGAAACCCAAUUCUUCUCUGUGUGCCUAGGUUAGUCAAGUAGUUUCUUUUUUUAUCGAUUGGCCUUAUUGCAAUGAAAACAAAAUUGAUGAAAAAAAUGAUGAAAAUAUUCACCAGUCGAGACAUUUAAAAAUUUUUAAUAAGUUGAGCAUUUCUGUCAGUCGAGAAAUUUGCAUCGAUAAAGCAGUUUUAGCUGUCAAAUACCGCCAGAGAAAUUCCUGCUCAAUGUAUAGUUACUAACGUCGUUCAUUUUACGAAUUGACGAAAUUCCGACAAUCACAUUCGGACCAUCAUGCAGUUUCAGCUUUGGAACACGAUAAUGUAAAAAUUCAAACGCGCCAAAUAGAACACGACUGCAGAACUGUCAUAAAAAGGCCUCAUAAAUACCACAACUGCUAUUUAAUUUUUAUUUGUUUUGUUUUGUUUUGUUUUGUUUGUUUUUUUAACGUUUGAGUCAUCAGGCAUUUAGAGUGAUCUUUUCAUGCAGGUAAACAUACAGGUAAACGCAACUUUAUUUCUACGGUAAGGUCUACCGUCCACACUAUAUCCGUCGCGAAAACGGAGCUUUUCGAAAACGCUCAUCAAACCAAAGGAAUUUGAAAACGCCGGCUUUUCAUUUUCGUGUUGAUGAUGGCGUCGCGAUAAUCAUGUAGUUUUCCUGAACGAGAUUUCCUCAAACACAAAUCCAAAAUAACCGGGGAUUGUUGCGUUUUUUAUUUCCUCCGGCUUAAUAUGGACGGAAGCCACUUGACAAACACGUGAGUGGUCAAAAAUUGUUGUCUGUUUUACUCAAAGUUUAUAAACUGGUCUAAACUACUGUUGCCAGCGCGUAGUAAUAUUUCUUUUUAUCCUGGUAUUCUCCUACUUGUAAACAAAUUAUUGCGCAAAGAGAAAACUACGAAGCUUAAACGUUUUAUCUUUGCUUUGGUUCAGUCACCUUAGCGACUCGUAUGGUACAAUCAGUUUCACUCAACAGCUAGGACAUAAAAUGCGCUUUGUCAACAAUUGUAAACUAAUUUUGCUUUCUUUUUAAAUUUGCAAUAUCAGGUGCUUAGUAGCUACGGCACAUUAUAAUCGAUGUCCCUAAAGCGCGCGUUACCGCGAGAGAAGUACCUAUCUCUUCAGAGACAACUACAAAGGAGUGGGGAAUUAUAUGAAGACAGAGAUUUCCCGCCAAAUUUCCGCAGCCUCUUCACCAAGACGAGGCCAUCUGUAAACCUGCAAUGGAAAAGACCAAAGGACAUCUGCAAAACAACGCCCAAGUUCUUCACCAAAGGAGUCAGCCGGACAGACAUCGCUCAAGGACGAAUGCUGAACUGCUGGUUUGUGGCUGCGGUGGCAUCGUUGACAGACGCUAAGGAGUUGUUCGACGCGGUGUGCCCCGCCGAUCAAAGCUUCGAUGAACCCACGUACUGCGGAAUGUUCAGAUUUAACUUUUGGCGGUUUGGUGAAUGGGUGGAGGUUAUUAUUGAUGAUUUCCUUCCCACUCACAAUGGUAAGCUGUAUUACGCUCACUCAAGUGACCCGGAGGAAUUCUGGAGCGCGUUGUUAGAGAAGGCUUAUGCAAAAGUUUGUGGAUCUUACGAAGCCAUGGGCUUAGGACGAAUAAGUGAAGCUCUACAAGAUUUCACUGGAGGCGUUAUCGAGAUGAUCAACUUACAAACGCCUCCAUCUGAAGGCUCACUAGAUGUGUAUAAAGUGUUACAAAAGGCGCACGAGCGAAACUCGCUAAUGGGUGCCUCAAUAGAGACGAGUGCACAGACCAUUCAGAAAACAUUACCAAAUGGACUUAUAACGGGACACGCUUAUUCGAUUACAGGCUUUGCCAAGGUUAAUUCACCUACUUUGCGCGGACUAAAGCUAAUUCGCCUCCGUAAUCCUCAUGGAAAUAGCUCAGAAUGGAAGGGAGCUUGGAGUGACAGGUCUGAGGAGUGGUAUCAAUUAUCAACAGAGGAAAGGAAAAGACUAAACCUUGUGUUUGACGAUGACGGAGAAUUUUGGAUGACAAUGGAAGACUUUCAGGCGAAUUUCACACGGAUAGAGAUAUGCAUGCUUACACCAGAUAGUGUUCUGGAGGAGAACGAGAAGAAAUCAUGGAAAAUAAGACGAGAGAAAGGCCGGUGGCAGGCUGAUGCCACAGCUGGUGGCUGUAGGAACUUUAUUGACACUUUCCACAUCAAUCCUCAAAUAAGGGUUCAGUUACAAGACUCUGACGAGGACGAUGACGAAGACCGCUGUUCAAUUGUAGUGUCACUCAUGCGCAUUGAUCGAAAGAGAACCCCAGCUAACGAAAGACCUCCUAUUGGGUUUGCCAUCUAUAAGAUACCAGAAGACCUGCGUGACACCAAGGAGCGUUUUGACAGACGGUUUUUCGAGACUACCAAGGCAACAGCCAUGACAAACUCCUUUACUAAACUAAGAGAGAUCAGCUCUAGAUACUCACUGCCACCAGGAGAGUACGUCUUAGUCCCGUCCACGUUUCACCCACGGCAAGAAGCUGAGUUCCUUUUAAGAAUAUUCUCGGAGAAACCGUAUGAGGCACGUGAAAUUGACGUGGAAACAGAAAUAGUAACCGUACCGAAGCCUUCAGUUUCGUCAGAGGAGGCCGUGGACAUCGACAAGCAGUUUUGGAAAACAUUUCAGAAAUUUUCAGGAGAGGAUGGAGAAAUUGAUCAAUAUGAACUACAGGAAAUAUUGACCCUGGCGUUUGCAAAUUUGGUAAAUUCUAACUCGUUUAGUCUGGAAGCUUGCAGGAGCAUGAUUGCUAUGUUUGAUAUAGACAAAACUGGAGCACUGGGAUACAAAGAGUUCAGGGCGCUGUGGAUGAUACUACGCCAAUGGAAGGAAGUCUUCCACCGUUUUGACAAAGAUCAAAGUGGAGAUAUGAACCUGUUUGAGCUUCGCGAUGCUCUCAGUGCGUUAGGUUAUCGACUCAGCAACACAGCUCUUAGCUCCAUUCAUCUACGGUAUCACAACAAGAAAGGCACCAUCGCAUUCGACAUAUUUAUACAGAUUUUAGUGCGGGUCAUAGUCAUGUUCGAUGCUUUCAGGAAUCACGUAACGAAACGCGGCCCACGAGCAAACAAGGCAGUAUUCACAAUUGAUGAUUUCAUCGAGUCUGCUUUGACGGUAUGACGACAAGAGUAAAGUGACAGCAACACAAUGAAAUAGUUUAUAAAAGAAACAGUACGUAACUGAAUGCAACGGAAGGAGAAUAGUGCGAGUCUGCAUGAGCAGAUGCAACUGAGAAAAUCGGAAACUCGCGUGCGGUGGAUUAAAAAAGAAAACCGCCAAAAGUGUUAACUAGGAAAAUGUCUAUAUAUUUUUUGUUGCUCUCGUGAAAAACUAGCAACAGACACAUUUCGAAUAACUUGCAAGAGCUUUUAAACUUCUGUAUUUAAAAAUACGAAAUAUCACUUAGUUUUCUAGCUUGGCUCAUGUGCUUUGUGUGGAAAAGUGUUUAAGUCAUUUUGGAGUUAACCAGUUCUAUUUUAAGAAAGAAUGGUGUAAAAAAUUAAUAUCGACAAUAAUUUGAGAUAUUCCUUGUCAUUCAUUUUAGAAUGUAUGUAAACUUAUCUUGUUGAUUACGCUAACUUGGUUCGUUAUGCAGUCUACCUCUCAGAGCCUCUCGUCUCGGAAGGGGAAGGGAGAAGUGGGGGGGGGGGNGGGGGGGUGGUAUUCCUUUAUAUGAGCUAUAUAGGUAUAUGCGGCCCCAAAGGGGUAUGGUUUAUUAGCCGUUUCGGUCAUAAAUAGGGUAUCGGUUUUGGCCAUUUUGGUCUUAAAUAGCGUAUGGUUCUUGCACUACAGUCAAGAAUUGGUUAAGGGUUAGGUCUUAAACAGGGUAGCAAAUGUUUCUGAGUAUCCCCGGGGGGUUGUCAUAUUCUCUCUGGGUAAUGAGAAUUUGAAACGUUGUGUCCACCCUCCAAACGACAACCUCUCAUUAAGCCCACCGCUUUUGAAAAUGUUUGACCUCACACUUCUGUAGUCGUGUUCUUAAAGGUCUCUCUAUUUAACAUCAUGUUUAUUCUUCCGACGCGCCAAAGAAACUUGAAAGACUUCAAGUUUGGUGUCUUAUAAAAUCAAGACGUCUAACUGUCUACUUUCGAGCCAGCCACGACGAAUCGCUGAAAUUAAAAGAGAAAAAAUACAACUGUACAGUUAAUAUUUCGGUCUGAAGUGAAAUAAUCACCAUACCAAAUAUUCAAUCAGAAAUUGAAACAAUUGGUUUUUGUGAACAUUUUGCUCCACAGAUAACAGUCUUGGUUGGGUUGAAACUGACUUUUCUUAGCACAAGCCCAACAAGGAGAGCAAUAUUGCCGCGGUUCUGGCCCUCUCUCUGUCACGCAACGCCGAGAGUUGCGUUGCGUGACAUAGCUGGAACGGGACAAAAAAAGACUCUCUGAUAUGAGACAAUAAGACGAUUAGUGAACGUGAACAACAAUAACAAUUAUUGACUUUCAAUUUUAUACAUUUACCUAAACACAAGAUCGACAAAAUUACAUUGCAUACCUACACUUUUAAGUCCAAUUUAAUUUGAAUGUGAGGCACUGUCAGCUCGAAAUUCGAAAUUAAUUAAUAUACCAUAUGAUUUGUAUUACAGACAAAAACAAAAAUAACAAAUAGUAUAUAACUACAACUCAAAGUGGAGGGAGAAUUGUCUCCCCUUGUCUGUCCUACUAAGGUGACAAUCUCGUGCCCAGCUCUAACUCUGGCGCGUUUGGUCACUGCUGACCAAAAACGCGCAGGCUCUGCAAACGAGAUUUUCUGAAGUGAGUAAAGUUAAUCCAUGAUAGUGCUUUUCAGUUGCCUUGAAAGGAUCAAUUUUUAAAUCUAGAUUUUCCCCUUUCACUGUCAUGAUCUGCAUAAUAGAAAAAGUGUUCAACGCUGCUGGUGUGAAUCUUGUGAAUCUGUAAACUAUGCAAUAUGUUUACAGAACUUCAACCUUAAUUAUUUGAUUGCUGUGGACCUUGAAGGAAAAGACUGCGAAUUAAGGAGAACCUUUCACAGACUCCAUUAAAUAUAACAAAAAACAAUACUUCAUCAAUCAAGAUAUGACAUUUCCAAAUACUGGCAUAUGAGCAUGCUCUGCCUUGCUUUCUUAAUGACAAUAAAAAAAUCCUAGUGAAUAGUAAAUUAUAUACUUCAUCAAUGAAAGCAGCCAGUCUUUUGUUAAUCAGCAUCAUAAAGAUUUGCAACGCCAAUACUUUUCUUCUUACUGCUAUUUACAGUGUAAAGCGACGCACAACUUCAUCUAAUCGCUUUUCCCUACUCUUUGAACUCUUUACUGAGCUGACUAUGAAUUUACAUAUAUAAUUAAGAGCAAAAUGAAAUUACAACAGUUUACAAAAGCCUGGGUGCUUUCAAGGAAACAUCUGGGCAGUUCAUUUCUUUAUGGGAUUUUAAAGGGGCUAUGUCAUAGAUGGCAUAUGCCAAUCACUUAACCUCCAAUCAGUCAUCUUCGUUCAUAACCAUCCCUGUUUCAUCUCAGUUUAUCAAUAGCAUGGUGUUUCUCUACCUUUGUAAGCUAAUAUUCUCAGGUUUCUUUUGAUUUGAAGACAGCUGUACACAUUGC
This is a messenger RNA of Orbicella faveolata, 5941 nucleotides long. RefSeq names its product calpain-9-like. Gene Ontology annotation, cellular component: cytoplasm. Gene Ontology annotation, molecular function: calcium-dependent cysteine-type endopeptidase activity; calcium ion binding. NCBI's taxonomy places the organism in Eukaryota, Metazoa, Cnidaria, Anthozoa, Scleractinia, Merulinidae. Gene Ontology annotation, biological process: proteolysis. The record is from RefSeq and is a predicted model, not a curated record.